Molecule: messenger RNA, 522 nt
Organism: Priapulus caudatus
Lineage: Eukaryota; Metazoa; Priapulida; Priapulimorpha; Priapulimorphida; Priapulidae
Product: carnitine O-palmitoyltransferase 1, liver isoform-like
Source: RefSeq, a predicted model, not a curated record
GAGGCGAUCGUCUGGGGAAAGGUUGUAUCUUCCGAGGCCCUAGUCAAUACAGUAAUUUACACUGAUCAGAGACUACACACUUCAUCAAGCGUUGCAUUCCACUGUAACUCUGGAGGAUGGCGGAGGCGAGAAGUGCGGUGGCAGAGCUGCGCAUACAUGACCUGGAGGAGGGAAAGGCCGGUGUGUGGGGAGACAUCGUGCGCGAGUGGAGGAAGGCUGUCGUAAGACACUACUUCAGAACAAGGAAUACCAUCAGGAACGGCUUGUGGCCGACCUCCCUGUGGAACCUGGGAGCCGCCGUCAUCAUCUUCUACUGCCUCCUGUUCGGCGAUUUUGACAUCAUGAAGCCGGUGACAAAGGGACUGUGGCCGAUAGGAGAAGCCAUGAGGCUUCCCAACGGCACACCACGGUGGCUGCGGGUGCUCCUCAUCUCCUGCGUGUUGGGCUUCAUCUUCUUCUUCCUGCUGAUGCAGGUGCGCAGACAGGUUCUCACCGUGCUGCUGCACUACCGCGGCUGGAUGU